CGGAUCUGGAGAGGGGUCAUAACAAAAUGUGUCCCCGACUUAAGCAGCACUCCUGCCUCCGUGUGAUCCCACGUGCGCUUCCAUGGACGAUAAACUGAAGUGAAGCCAAACCGACGAUGGACGCCACCUUCCCGCCGCCGCUGCUGCUCUGGUCCUUGCUGCUGCUCGCCGCCGCACUCCCUCCGACGCGCGCCUCUCUGGAGCCCUUCGACCUGCUGUACGACGCCGCCGUCCAGGCUUUCUACCGCGGCGACUAUGGGAGUGUGGUCCGGUACAUGGAGGGAGCCCUCGGCUCCUACAAAGAGGUCCGGUCCACCAGAGUCCGGUGCCGGCUCAGCUGCCAGGACCAGCAUCAGUUCAGCGGAAGCUUCUCGGACCUGCACUUCUUUGACCUGGUGCUCCGGAGAGCUGAGUGUCUCAACUCCUGCAUCGAGGACAAGCUGGGGGUCCAGUCCCUGCACAGAGUGAGUGAGGAUGUGCUCCAAGACUUCCACCGGAGGAUCCCCUACAACUACCUCCAGAUGGCUUAUCAGAAGCUGAAGCAGCCAGAUAAAGCGGCGGCUGCUGCUCACACGUACUUCCAAGCUAACCCGGAACAUGUCGAGAUGGGUCAGAACCUGGAGCAGUACAAAGACCAGAGGGGAGUUCAGGAGGUGCACUUCAUCGACCGAGAAGCUCGACCACAUCAGCACGCCUUCUCAGCUGCAGUGAAGUUGUACGACACCGGAGACUACGACGGAGCCAUCCAUCUGUUCGAGGACGCUCUGGUUGAGUACUACAAAGCGGAUGUGGAGUGUCGAGCUCUGUGUCAGGGGCCGCAGCGAUUUGAGGGCCACGAUCACAUCCGCUACCGAUACAGCCUCCAUGAACUCAUAUCAGAUCACUUCACCCAGGUGAUACACUGCGAACACGAGUGUGUGCGAGACCUGGCAACCCGUCCCGGACGUCUGUCCCCCAUGGAGAAUUACCUGCCUCUGCACUACGACUAUCUCCAGUUUGCCUACUAUCAUGUGGACAGACUGGAGGAGGCGCUAGAGUGCGCACUCACCUAUCUGCUGUUCCACGAGGGCGAAGAGUUCAUGACGGACAACAGAGAUUUCUACAGAGAGGAGCUGGGACACGAUGGCCGCCCUCGUGAGCAAGCCUCCAGAUACAUGAGGAGACACAAGCAAGAGCUGGAGCUACUUCUGAUCGGCAGUGAGAUAAUGGGAGCAGAGUUCACGGAGGGGAACUACUGGAGCAGCUCGGGUGGCAGGGACGACUCACACAGGAUCCCCUCUGGCACUGACGGUUGGAUGGAGUACGUCCCCAUCUCGGAUAAGAAGGACGGCGCCGUGGCUCCUCCGCAACAGCUCAGAGAAGGUGGUCCGCUGGUGUAUGGCGGCGUGCAGCUGGUGCAGAACUCGGUGGCCUUGAACGGGACUCAGCGCGUGCUGCUGGAUCACGUGAUAUCAGAGGACGAGUGCUCAGCGCUGCAACACCUGGCACAUGCGGUGACUCUGGCCGGAGACGGCUACCGAGGGAGGAUGUCGCCGCACACUCCCAACGAGAAGUUUGAAGGAGCUACUGUGCUCAAAACUCUGAAGUACGGCUACGAGGGUCGAGUGCCCAUGAGGAGCGCGCGUCUCUUCUACGAAGUCAGCGAACGGGCCAGGCACAUCAUCGAGUCCUACUUCCUGCUCAACUCCACCCUGCACUUCUCUUACACUCACCUGGUGUGUCGGACCGCCAUCACAGGGCAGCAGGAUCACAGGAACGACCUGAGCCAUCCCAUCCAUGCCGACAACUGUCUGCUGGACCCUGAAGCCAACGAGUGCUGGAAGGAGCCGCCGGCCUACACCUACAGAGACUACAGUGCGCUGUUGUAUCUAAAUGGAGAUUUCGAAGGAGGCGAGUUCAUUUUCACUGAGAUGGAUGCCAAAACAGUGACGGCGUCCAUUAAGCCCAAAUGUGGGAGGAUGGUGGGUUUCUCCUCUGGAGGAGAGAACCCACACGGCGUGAAGGCUGUCACUCGGGGGCAGCGGUGUGCAGUGGCACUGUGGUUCACCCUGGACCCGCUCUUCAGAGAAUUGGAGAGACUUCAGGCAGACGAGGUGAUCCAGGCCCUGGACACACAGUCAGUCUGGGGUCACGACCUCAACAUCAACCCUAAGGAUGAACUCUAAUAAUCCCGCCGUCCCUGUCCCUGUUAACUAUUUAUUUAAGGAAGAAUUUUGGGUCAGAGCAUUUCUAUUUUUGUACUGUUGGAAGUGCAAGUUUGCUGAUAUUGUUUGUGUUAUUGUUGUUGUUGUGCAUUGCGCCUCACUCCGGUACUUGAGUUUGUGUUCCCUCCAUAAUUUAUGAUCACUGUGAAGGAGCCAAAGACAGACUUGUUGGUUUCUUUGUGCACUCAAAACUUGGUAGUACAACGUCAGUGAUUCAGCAUGUUUAAAACUUCACUUUUCACUUUUCAUGACUGCCAGUAACAUUUCUCCUCAAAGUGCACUGUGUUCUUGUUUUUAGGAAUAUUUUUCAACAGACUAUGUCCAAGCAGUGAAUAUUUAACAAGCGUCUUUGUGUGUUUGUGCGUGGAAUGUCUCUGAAUGUUUCUUUUAUUUAUAUGUUUCCACGGAUUCUGCUGCAACCGUCAGCAUUUUAUAUUUGGAACUUUUGUCAUAAGAGGUGUCAAUCAUUCCUGUUUCAAGGAAUACCAUACGUGUAUGAUCCUUUUGUUUGUGGUGGAUGACCCGGAUGAUAGUUGUGCACUGUGUUGGAGACAAACACGCUUGGUUUGUCGACGUAGCGUCAUUUUAGUGUUGAGCAAAUCUUUCCUGAUGUUUAUUGAAUUUGGCCACUUUCACUGAUAUUUAAUGAGAA
This is a messenger RNA of Synchiropus splendidus (mandarinfish), 2856 nucleotides long. It is a transcript of the gene p3h2, whose product is annotated as prolyl 3-hydroxylase 2. Gene Ontology annotation, molecular function: iron ion binding; protein binding; procollagen-proline 3-dioxygenase activity. Bases 117 to 2165 code for a protein of 682 amino acids. Gene Ontology annotation, biological process: collagen metabolic process. The transcript has 15 exons. Gene Ontology annotation, cellular component: endoplasmic reticulum. NCBI's taxonomy places the organism in Eukaryota, Metazoa, Chordata, Actinopteri, Syngnathiformes, Callionymidae. The record is from RefSeq and is a predicted model, not a curated record.